AUGAUCGCUGCUGUUACGGACGCCGACGUGACCGUCACCAAUUCCUUAUACAACAUCAACACCACUGUAACCAUCCCUGGAGGUGAGUCGAGGACCAUUACAGUGACCAAAGAUAUUGCUCUUGCGGCUUUGCUGGUCAUAGAAAAACGUGGCGUCCUUGUUCAAGCGACGACCGACGUUUCUGUGUACGCCUUCAACUUCGGCGGCUACUCCUCCUACUCCUUCAACGUGCUGCCUGCAGCUUCCUUGGGUACCCGGCACUAUCUGGCAUCGUUUGGGUACGUCAAGAAUGCCGAUAUACCUACAUUCGGUGUAGUAGCUACUGAAAAUAAUACCGUUGUGUCAUUCAAGUUCCGACUCACGUUGGACGGCGACUGUGGUACAAUGGACGGCGACGCCCUGAAGGACGGUUACGUUUACAACAUCACCCUUGAUGAGCAUGACGUGUUUGAAGCAAGCUGUACAGGAGAUUUCACAGGGACGAUGGUAUUAAGUAGCAAACCCCUAGGGGUUGUGUCUGGACAUCUUGGGAGUUUUGUUCCCGUUAAUGUUGGCGGGAGGGACACCUUUGCAGAAAUGAUCCCCUCGAGGGACAUGUUUGGGCAAAGGUACGUUCUCCACGGACCAGGUAGAGAUAGGGAAGCUGUUUUCCGUAUCCUAGCAACAGAAGAUGAAACAAACAUAACUACCUCCGAAGACACUGUUCACGUUCUGAUGGAAGGAACGUUUUGGGAAAUAGAUCUCAAACUGAACAAAACACUAUGCAUAUAUGCAUCCAGCCCUGUAAUGGUCUUAAUGUAUGGGAAGGGGGCUUCAGGGGGACCCAGUAACCUAGGAGACCCCUUUUUAAUAGUUGUACCCCCCGUUGAAAGAUUCACGGAGGGUUUCACCACGGACCUUUCGGUUUUCGAUGGAACGAAUUUUGACACGCAUGUGACGGUGGUUACGAAGACCUCCUAUGCAAAGACACUGGCUGCGGAUUAUGACACCGAUGAGGUUCCAUCAUGUCGGUAUUCGGUUGCCAGGGCUCCUGUGACAGCCGGGACUCUGACCAUUGGACUGGGACCUGGAAUGCCUUACGCCGCAUUUCUCUAUGCAUACUUACAUUAUGAAGGAAAUGGGAUGUCCAUGGGAACUGCUAGACAACCCAAUGGCUUGUGGAGCGAGUGCCCAGAGAACCCGUGUCUGAAUAACGGGACGUGCACUGACGAUAUCUUUAAUUACACCUGCACCUGUCUACCUGGCUUUACGGGGUCGCUGUGUGAAGAAUCUCUUGCCGCAACAGUGUCUUCGACAGUCUUCACAUCAGUUACACUGGACACGUCAUUAGUAACGCCUGAAACGUCAUCGUUUACGAUUGAUACGUCAUCACACACGACAGAUACCUCAUCGGUCGAGAUGGAUACCUCAUCGGUGGUGAUACACACUUCAUCAGUCACGAUGGGUUCGUCAUCAUCAAUGACGCAUACGUCAUCAGUCACGGUGGAAACGUCACCAGUCCUGUUGGAAACGUCAUCAAUAAUGACACAGACGUCAUCGGUCUUGUGGGAUUCGUCAUCUAUGUCCUUGGAGAUGCUAACACCAUCACCUACCCCGCAAACUACAACCACAACGUCUGGAAACAGCUUCACAACCUACACCACCGACCUUGCAACAAUAUCAACACCCGCAAGCAGCUUCGAAACUUCAACAACAAACACUCACUCCACAGCAUCUACAACCGGAACCACGUCAUCAAACACCGUCGGCUCUACAACACCGGUGCCUACGAUGUGUGUAUGCAGGUGUUCAGUGAACGUCACAAAAGAGGAAAUUGAACUUAUUAAACAACGUAUUCAGUUAGCUCUGUUCAUAGACAAACGCGUAUUAUCGAAGUCAGUAAGACGUUUGGUAAGCGUGCUGGAUACCCGAAGGUCUGCUACCUCUAUUGGGGCGGCAGGCAUCGCCGUCAUCGUUUCCAUGCUGGGAUUCUUUCUCCUGACCGACGUUGUCCAGAUCUGGAAGGAUCUAUUUCACGGACCCUUACGCCGUAACUGAAACCAGGGAGUGUU
Haliotis rubra (blacklip abalone) is the source of this 2051-nucleotide messenger RNA. RefSeq names its product serine-rich adhesin for platelets-like. The record is from RefSeq and is a predicted model, not a curated record. Gene Ontology annotation, molecular function: calcium ion binding. Lineage: Eukaryota; Metazoa; Mollusca; Gastropoda; Lepetellida; Haliotidae. The coding region runs from base 1 to 2037 and encodes 678 amino acids. The transcript has 3 exons.